Messenger RNA from Populus trichocarpa (black cottonwood), 16782 nucleotides. RefSeq names its product midasin. Gene Ontology annotation, biological process: rRNA processing; ribosomal large subunit assembly. The record is from RefSeq and is a predicted model, not a curated record. Lineage: Eukaryota; Viridiplantae; Streptophyta; Magnoliopsida; Malpighiales; Salicaceae. The transcript has 77 exons. The coding region runs from base 258 to 16613 and encodes 5451 amino acids. Gene Ontology annotation, cellular component: preribosome, large subunit precursor; nucleus. Gene Ontology annotation, molecular function: ATP hydrolysis activity; ATP binding.
UUCUCGGAGAGAAACAAAACGAAAAGUAGAAGGAAAGAAAGAAACCCUUCUUUUUUUUGUUAUUAAUCACGUCCUUGCUGUGUUUUUCAGGGUUUAGCAUACAACAGCCUGAAACAAGCUCCAGGGAUUGCAUAUCGUUUUUUGCUUCUUGCUCUUAUUGCUGCUGAUUAUUUAUAUUUUGACUAACCUACAGUUUUUGCUAUAUUUAUAGUACUAUAUAGAUAUAUAGAGAGAAAAUUUUGAGUGAAUUUUUACAGAUGGCGAUGGAUGGAAGUUUCAGUCUUGAAUCGGCUCUGGAAAGGUUCCUUACUCGUUGCCCGAAGCUUGCGACGAUUGACAAGCUCCAACGUUUUGUAGAAGCGGGGCAUACUGUGACGGAAGAAGAAGUGGUGAAGUUGUUGGCAGAGCUGUUUCUGAACCCUAAUUAUACUAUCCCUUUGAUUGGUUCUUUUCGGCCGGUAGCUCGAAAGAUAGUAGAUCAAGCUGUGGCUUUGCUUAGGAACUGCAAUCUAAGUUCUGAUUCAGAUGAUAUAGAAGGGGAUUUUGUUGAUGCUGAUGUUCUUUAUGUUAUUGAGCACUAUGAACGGAGUGGGAGGGGUUUGGAGCUUCACGAGCUUGCUUGCCUGGCCUUUUGUCGUGCCCUUGACUUGGACCAUUCUUUAUUGGGGUCUGUCACAACUUACUUUAAGUUUGCUCCGCCUCCUUUUGAACGCAUAUCGAGGAACAAAGUAGUUUCUGAGGAUCAACUGUUCCAGGCUGCAAAUCAUUACUUACUUGCUGUGAGGAUAUCAUACCGCCUCCUCCUUAUGCAACCUGAGUUCUUUUCUGAACAGUGGAACUGGUCCUGUUUUUUGGACCACGUAAAGAAGUUAGUAAAUCUUGAUCUGUUCCAUGUUGCCAAGGAUGCAAAGGCGAUCGCAGAUAUAAAAUGGUGUGGGAUACAAAUUCUGUGUACAAUUUUGGGAAUGAGUGACAAAGCAGUUGAAAAUUUUGGUGUUGGAGCUGAGGAAGCAACUUUGUGUUUGUUGCGCUGGGAGGAGUUUUGUCAGGAUGUAGCUAUAGAGAAGUUUUGCUUAUGCGUUGGAUCUUCUGAGCAGACUAACUUUGGUUCUUUCACUGGAGGCAUCAAGUUCGGUCAACAAAACUUCCUAAAGUCUUGUGGUCUUAAUUCUCUGAUAUCAUCACAUUGUCAUCAGAUUGAGCCAGUGAUUAAGAGUCGAAGGGUGGUGACAUGGGAUGAAAGGUCAACUGCCUAUCCAUUUGUCGUAACAUCUAUGAUGAGUAAAGGCUUUGAGAUGGUGCUCUUGGCAGUGAGUCAAAAAUGGCCUGUGCUACUGUAUGGCCCCCCUGGGGCUGGGAAAACUGCUCUCAUUAACAAGUUGGCUCAGGAUGCUGGGAAUCAAGUUCUAUCUAUUCACAUGGAUGAUCAAAUUGAUGGCAAAACACUGAUUGGGAGUUAUGUGUGUACUGAGCAACCUGGUGAAUUUAGAUGGCAACCUGGGUCACUUAUCCAGGCUGUUCUGAAUGGAUAUUGGGUUGUAUUUGAGGACAUUGACAAAGCACCAUCGGAUGUGCAAUCGAUCUUGUUGCCUUUGUUGGAAGGUGAAAUCGCUUUCAUUACUAGUCACGGAGAGGAAAUAAGGGUGGCGGAGAGUUUUCAACUAUUUUCUACCAUCACUACUUCCAAGAGUAAUGUAUCUCACACAGCAGAAGUUGCAGGUGGAAGUUCACUUAGCACACUUUGGAGGAGAGUGAUGAUUGGACUGCCAAGUAAUGAUGACUUGGAAAAUAUAAUGAAAGCAUGGUAUCCAAGUUUGGGACCUCUCACCGGAAGACUCAUAGAAACAAUGGAAAGAGUUAAUCCUUCUCCAUCUGGAAAUUCUGCCUGCUUAAGCUGCCUUAACAGGUUCUCAUUAAGGGACCUCCUUAAAUGGUGCAAACGAAUAGCAGAAUUAGGUUUGAAUGGGGAUAUGCUGACAGCUUAUCAGUGCCAUCUUAUCUAUCAAGAGGCUGUAGACAUAUUCGCGUCCUUUUCAGCCCCUUCUGAAAAUCGACUCACUGUAAUGAGAGACAUUGCAAAGUUGUGGGGAGUUCCCAUCUCAGAGGCAGGAAUCCUUUAUCCUUGUAAACCUGAAAUUCAGAAUUUGUUCACAGAAUUAAGAAUUGGUCGAGUUACCCUUCAACGCACUGAAACUGUGGUGCAUGGCCAAGAGAAACUUGUUGAGAUGCGGAGUUCUUUGUAUGUGCUCGAGCAAAUAGCUUGCGCUGUUAAGUACAAUGAGCCCAUUCUCUUGGUUGGUGAAACUGGAACAGGAAAGACAACACUUGUACAAAAUCUAGCCAUGAUGCUGGGUCAGAAGCUUACUGUUUUGAACUUGAGUCAACAAAGUGAUGUUGCUGAUUUGUUGGGGGGAUUUAAGCCCAUAGAUUCACUAUCUAUAUGUAUUCCUCUGUAUAAGGAGUUCGAGAUUCUAUUUUCCAAAACAUUUUCGAUGAAGGAAAAUGAUAAAAUUUUUGCUUACUUACAAAAGCAAAUGAAGAACAAGAACUGGAAAACUUUAUUAAAUGGAUUUAAAAAGUAUGUUGAUAAUUUCCAAAAAAAAUUACAGACAGAAAGAUCUGGGUCUGGGAAGAAACGGAAAAAACCUUUGGAUGAAAAUAUCAGAGCUUGGGAGAGUUUCUCUGUAAAACUUGAAGCUGCUCUUCGUCAAAUCGAAGCUUCAUCUGGAAUGCUAUUUUCAUUUGUAGAAGGAUCCUUUAUAACUGCUCUUAGAAAUGGGGAGUGGAUUUUGCUUGAUGAGGUGAAUUUGGCUCCACCUGAGACCUUGCAAAGAGUUAUUGGUGUCCUUGAAGGAGAAUAUGGAUCACUUUGCUUAGCUGAAAGAGGGGAUGUUAGUCAUAUACCUAGAAAUCCUAGUUUCCGUAUAUUUGCAUGCAUGAAUCCUGCAACUGAUGCUGGGAAGCGAGACUUGCCAUACUCAUUGCAGAGUAGAUUUACAGCAUACUUUGUCCAUGAUGUGUUGGAUAGAGAUGAUUUGAAGUUAUUUAUUAACAAAUUUAUGGAGGAAAGCAUAUCAAAUAUUGAACUUGAAAAGAAAAUAAUUGAUUUCUAUGAAGCAGCCAAAAAGAACUCUGAAGAAAGGCUGCAAGAUGGGGCCAAUCAGAAGCCACAAUACAGUUUAAGGUCUUUAUACCGUGCACUAGAAUAUACCAGGGGGGCAAAGGGAAAAUUUGGAUUUCCAAAAGCAAUUUAUGAUGGAUUCUGCAUGUUCUUUCUUACUAUGUUGGACAGACCUAGUGCCAAGAUUAUGAAAAAGAUGAUAAAGGAGAAAUUGCUGGGAGGAAAUAAACCUUCACCUGUACCUUUUGAUGCUUACUUGAGGAUUACAAAAAUCUCUGGUUUUGAUGAUUUAUAUAAGAAUUAUGUUCUAACGAAGAGUGUUAAGAAGCAACUUGAGAACUUGGCACGUGCGGUUUUUAUUAAGAGAUAUCCUGUUCUGUUACAGGGUCCCACUUCUAGUGGGAAAACUAGCCUUGUCCAGUAUCUUGCUGCAAGAACUGGGCAUGAAUUUGUACGGAUAAAUAAUCAUGAACAUACUGAUCUACAGGAAUAUUUGGGUUCCUAUAUAUCUGAUGCGCAAGGGAAGCUUGUAUUUCAGGAAGGCAUAUUAGUUAAGGCUGUUCGCAAUGGUCACUGGAUUGUUCUGGAUGAGCUCAAUCUUGCUCCUUCAGAUGUGCUGGAAGCAUUGAAUCGAUUGUUAGAUGACAAUAGAGAACUCUUUUUGCCUGAAUUGCGAGAAACUGUUCGGGCACAUCCAAAUUUUAUGCUUUUUGCCACCCAAAAUCCACCUACGUUCUAUGGUGGGCGUAAAAUGCUUUCCCGAGCCUUCCGAAACCGUUUUGUGGAGGUUCAUGUGGAUGAAAUUCCAGAUGAUGAGUUGAGCACAAUAAUAGAGAAAAGGUGUAAAAUACCUGGAAGCCGUGCUAGGUUGAUGGUUGAAGUAAUGAAGGAGUUACAGUUUCACAGGCAGAGUAGCAAAGUUUUUGCUGGGAAACAUGGAUUCAUAACUCCACGAGACUUGUUUCGCUGGGCAAAUCGUUUGAGGGCUUUUGGAGAUUCUAAAGAAGUCAUGGCUGAGCAUGGUUAUUAUCUUUUGGCUGACAGAUUGCGGGAUGAAAGAGAGAGGCAUGUGGUUCAAGAAGUUUUGGAAAGGCGUCUACGUGUGAAAAUUGUCAGAGAUCACUUGUACAAGGAAUCAGUUGCAAGGGAAUCAGAAUCAAUUGGAAGUGAUUUGCAGAGUUUGGGCGAUGUCAUACUCACCCGAAGUAUGAGGAGAUUGUAUUUCCUUGUCAAGCGUUGUUUUGAGUUGCGUGAACCUGUGCUUCUUGUUGGCGAAACUGGUGGCGGGAAGACUACUGUCUGUCAGUUACUGAGUAGAGCAUUGGGGUUAAAAUUACACAUCUUGAAUUGCCACCAAUACACCGAAACAUCUGAUUUCAUUGGGGGGUUCUUUCCUGUUCGAGAGAGAUCACGACUAGCAUCAGAAUUCAAAUAUAUAAUUGAAAAAUGGAUGCUUUCAAAAGCUUAUACCCACUUUGCUCAGGACUUGGAUCUUUCUUCUGAUAUUGGUCAGGCUUCUUCCACUCUUGAUCACCUCAAUCUAAUAAUAACAAGCUAUAGACAAGGCCAAGUUUCAUGUCCUAAUGUCAGUGCGAAAGACAUCGACACUCUUGAGCAGAUGAAGUGGGACCUGACAUGUUUACUUCAGAAGUGGCAAACAAUAUUUAUGUGGCAAGAUGGGCCUCUAGUGCAAGCAAUGAAGGCUGGUGAUCUGUUUCUUGUUGAUGAAAUUUCUUUGGCUGAUGAUAGUGUAUUGGAAAGGUUGAACAGUGUCUUGGAGCCAGAGAGAAAAUUGUCAUUGGCUGAGAAAGGAGGGCCAGUCAUGGAAAAUAUUACUGCUCAUGAAAAUUUUUUCGUCCUUGCAACUAUGAAUCCUGGUGGGGAUUAUGGUAAGAAAGAAUUAUCUCCAGCUCUUCGCAACAGGUUCACCGAAAUUUGGGUUCCUCCUGUUUGUGAUUUAGAUGAACUUGGAGAUAUUGCUUCAAAAAGACUUUCCAAUCCAGAACUCUCAUACAUUGUGGGUGCUAUGCUGAAGUUCUGGGAGUGGUUCAACAAGCUAGAGAAAGGGAGGGCGCUCACUGUGAGAGAUCUCCUCUCUUGGAUUCAGUUUAUUAUGGUGACCAAAGAAGGUUUAGGACCUGAUUGUGCAUUCCUCCAUGGGCUUUUCCUUGUUUUACUUGAUGGAAUAAGCCUAGGUACUGGUAUUUCCAGAAAGGAUGCAGGAUUAUUUAGAGAGACAUGCCUGUCUUUUCUUUUGAAAGAAUUGAAGGAGGAUAGUAAUCUACAUGAACUUUCAUUUAUUGAAAAUUAUGGUUGGGGUGAUCUUGGAGAAACUGGCAAUAUUUCAUGCAGUGAUGAUAUGCAGUGUGACAAUAGCUUUGGUAUAGAUCCGUUUUACAUUGAAAAAGGUUAUGAAAAAUGUGAGGCUGGUGGUUUUGAAUUUUUGACACCAACAACACGAAGAAAUGCUUUGCGUGUUUUGCGAGCUAUGCAGCUUCCAAAGCCUGUUUUACUGGAAGGCAGUCCUGGUGUUGGUAAGACAAGCUUGAUUAUUGCCUUGGGAAAAUAUUCUGGGCACAAAGUUGUCCGCAUAAAUUUGUCUGAGCAGACUGACCUAAUGGAUCUGCUGGGAACGGACCUACCUGUUGAAAGUGAUGAAGGGAUGAAAUUUGCAUGGUCUGAUGGAAUCUUGCUACAGGCUCUAAAGGAGGGUUGUUGGGUUUUGCUGGAUGAGCUUAAUCUUGCCCCACAGUCUGUCUUAGAGGGCUUGAAUGCUAUACUGGAUCAUCGUGCCGAGGUCUUCAUUCCAGAGCUUAGCCUUACCUUUAAAUGUCCAUCAUCUUUCAGAAUAUUUGCAUGUCAAAAUCCUUUUUCUCAAGGUGGUGGCAGAAAAGGCCUUCCCAAAUCCUUUCUGAACCGUUUCACUAAGGUGUACAUAGAUGAGUUAGUAGAAGGUGAUUAUCUUUCCAUCUGUAAUUCGCUUUAUCCCUCCAUUCCAAGACCCUUGCUUUCAAAACUGAUUGUCUUCAAUAAAAGGCUACAUGAAGACACUAUGUUAUAUCACAAGUUCGGUCAAGAUGGCUCCCCUUGGGAGUUCAAUUUGCGUGAUGUGAUUCGUUCAUGUCAGAUCAUUGAAGGUGUGCCUGAGAAGUUGAAGGUUGAUUGCUUUCUCAACAUUCUCUAUGUUCAGAGAAUGCGUACUGCUGCUGACCGCAAAGAAGUCCUGCGGAUCUAUGAAGAGGUAUUUGGGGUUAAACCAUUCAUUAAUCCUCACCCACGAGUGCAGCUAAAUUCUAAGUAUUUGAUUGUGGGGAACACUGUCAUCAAAAGGAACAUUUCACGGUCAUCCAAGCUUUCAAACAGUGGAUUGAAUAUUAUCCCCAGUAUUCGCCACAGCAUGGAAGCUGUUGUCCAUUGUAUAAAACAUCAAUGGUUGUGCAUCCUGGUUGGUCCACCUUGUUCAGGGAAGACUUCACUGAUAAGACUAUUAGCUCAGCUCACUGGCAAUGUGCUAAAUGAAUUGAGCCUUUCAACUACAACUGAUAUAUCCGAGUUGCUUGGAUGUUUUGAGCAGUAUAAUGCCUUUCGCAAUUUUAGGUCCGUCAUUGCUCAAGUUGAGCGCUAUGUUAGUGAGUACUGCAACUUGCAAUUGGAGUUUUCAAAGGUGGCAUUUAUGAGUGAAAGAACUGAUUUGAUCACCAAAUGGCUAGCUUUCUUAUCUACUAUGAAUUCCAGCUCCAUGGCAAGUUCUACUUCUAUUCAUCUGGAGAACUGGGAGAGCAUGAUGAACUCUCUUAGUUUGCUUGUUGAGAUCAUUCAACAAAUGAAGUUGGAUAUUGUACAAAAUGAAUUACCUUUUUCUUGGUCAACUGAAGAGCUAAAUAAAACCAUCAAGGUAAUCUCAAAGCUGCAAGAUGAUCAACAAAGAAGGUCACGUUCAGUUAAGUUUGAAUGGGUGGCAGGAUUACUCAUCAAGGCAAUAGAAAAUGGGGAAUGGAUUGUUCUAGAGAAUGCAAAUCUUUGCAAUCCCACGGUUCUUGAUAGAAUCAACUCUUUGGUGGAGCCGAGUGGUUCGAUUACAGUUAAUGAGUGUGGGAUAGUUGAUGGAAGCUCAGUGGUUCUUCAUCCACACCAUAAUUUUCGAAUUUUCCUCACAGUUAAUCCAAGCCAUGGUGAAGUGUCCCGAGCAAUGCGAAACAGAGGAGUUGAAAUCUUUAUGAUGCCGCCAUACUGGCUACAUAAUGACGAAAGUGGCUGCAGUGGUGCAGACUUUGAACUUAAGGAUGUAAAAAGAUUUCUUGUUUCAUCUGGCAUUCCUAUGGAUAGAUUAGUUGAUUCAAUGGCCAAAGCUCAUGUUUAUGCCAAGAAUGAAGGCUUGCAUGUUAAUGUUCAAAUCACAUAUCUUGAGCUUGCCCACUGGGUCCAGUUAUUUCAUCAGCUUCUCAUAAAUGGUAACCAGCCUUUCUGGAGCCUCCAACUAAGUUGGGAACAUACUUAUUUAUCUUCUUUAGGUGAAGCUGUGGGAUGGGAUAUUGUCAAUCACGCAAAAGUUGCUUACUUCUCAACCGCAACGUUGUCAGAAUCUGAUUUGCCCACAGAGUUUUCAUUUUAUUUGCCUGGGGGGUUGCCAGUGCCAAUGAAGUUGAGGGAUUUUAUGUGGUAUUCAAAAGAAGCUUCUGUCAGACAGAAUCUCAUGUAUUUGGAGUACCUUGUGUCUCAGUAUGAGUUAGGAUCUUCAAGGAACAGGAGCUGUGUGGACGAUGCUUUGUCUGCUCCUAGCCACAAGGGAAACGGUUUGAUGGAUAUGAACAUGAAAGGGCAGCUCGUGUUUCCUAAGGCUCUGAACUGCAUGAAUGCUAACUCUGUUAGGAACACAGAAAUUGACAUGAAGCUGACGAAGAGGAUGCUAUUGUUUGCUGCCAACUGGACAAUUGAACAAGCAACUGGAAGUGAUUAUAAACUUUAUCUUCUCCACUUUAGCUGGUUUAGUUCCAAACUGCAAUCAUGUGAUAAUUUUUUCAGAUCUUUUCUGCAUUUACUCGAACAAGAAUUGGAGCAUCCUAUUUGGAAGUGUAUUUUUCAUUCCUUCCAUGAGCUUGCAUCCCUUCCUGCUGCAGAUUCUAGCCUGCAUCUGACACCGUUGCUUUCACUUGAUUUUGUUGAUUUAACUAUGUCAUAUGACAGGCCAGAAGUGUCACAUAAAUUCCUUUGCAAUGCUAUUAACUGUAUAGACCUUCUGAGGCUUUCAUAUCAACAGUGGAAUGCUCAAAGGGAGCAUGAAUAUACUAAUGAAGCUCAGCAUUUCAAACCUGUCUUGGAUGCUCUGCAGGAGUUGGAAAAGGAAAUUCUUAAUAUGCUUGUUGAAUCUCCAUCUUACAAUGUCCUGAUAAAAUUAUACAGUGACAUUCUUGAAGAUCACCUGACAUUUUGGGAUGUUUUUACCUCAUCCCGGUUCGAGAAAUUGCCUUUUUCUUGGCAUUCUUUGAUGAAGGAUGUUUUGAAAUUGCGGGAUUUCUGUCCUGGAGCUGUUGACAAUCUAUUCAUGAUUGCUGAGAAUAUAGAUAAAAAACUUAAUCAACACUCACAACAAUCUUUGCUCUGGAUUCAUGGUGGUCAUCCAAUUUUACCUGCAUCUGCUGAAUUAUUUAAGCAGCAGCAGUUGUUUAUAGAGCUAUGCGAGUCAGUUUGGCCAACAAAGGCAAAUCCCUAUAAUCAAGGGGAUGAUUGUCUCGUUGAGAUGGCCACAUCUUCCACCCCUGAACUUCGCUUCCUUGCAGUUCAAGGUAUAUGCAUGUCAGCAUAUAUUACCAGUAGAUUUGAUGAAGAUAGUGGUGAAGUUGCUCUGCAUUUGGCGGACAUGAGUCAAAUGCUGUUGAAAAGAUUUGAAUAUGAGAAAAGCAAAUUGGAGGCAAAGUCAAAGUCCGUUGAGACUGCUACUAUCGAGGGAAAUUCAAUAUCUUGCUGUGAUUUCUCUCCUGAAGCACGGUGUACAAAACCUGGCUUUGCUUGUUGGCUGGAAACGCGUCCUAUUAUUGACAAUACAAGUUUUUUCCUUGACAUGGAUCUACUUCAAAAGCUUUCAAUGAUUGUUUUGGUUGAUCACAAAGAAUGUCAGCUGGCUUUGGGCAGUGUAUCUAACCUGAUAGAGUCUGCCAUGAAACAUUCUUUAACCUUUUCAACAAGACCUCCCCAAAAUUUUAUACCUCAUCAAAAAAUUUUGUGGACACUUGAUGCAUGGAUGUCGGUGGAUGCAGUGAACGCAAAAAUUGCCAGUUAUGUUCUUGAAAUGUGGUUUUGGUGGCAUUCGUCUUUGUGGAGCCAUUGCCCUGUUUUUUCUGAGAACUUUGGAAAAGUUGAUGGUUAUCAUACUCCACUGCCUGAUAUGCUAGUUCAAUCUGUGCGGACUGCAUCUGUUGUCCAAUCUCUGCGAAGAACAUGUGCUAUUAAGGAUUAUUCUGUGCACUGCUUGAAGCUUAAAGCUGCUUCGUGCAACUUGUGGCAAAGUUCUUUACCAGGGAUGGACUUAUCCAGUUUUCUCUUAUCUGUUACUCGCUCUCUCUUCCAACAGAUUAUAUAUGCACACAGAAAGGCAUUUGAUGCUGAUAAGUUUGCUGCAAUCAAGUCCAUAUUUUGCUCCUUCCAUAAGAAUGUGGCAACGCAAGAUGACAUACAGCGUUUGGUAUCAAUUCUUGGAUCGUCAAACCAUCAAAAGCUGAACUCCUUGGUGUCUUUGUUCAUUGAGCCAAUACUUAAAAAGCUUUAUCUUCACUGCUCAUCCACCGAGGUGUACUUGAACAUGGGCCAUGCAUGCUUAAAAAUCGGGGCUUUACGUUUUAGUCUCUUGCUUAGCUGUGAUGAUUUCGACCCUGCCAUGAAAUAUUCUUUCAAGCACUCUCAACUAGAAGAAAGGAUUUCAUCUCUUGAGCUUGAAAUAAAGGUGCGGCAAGAAUGUGACUAUCUUGCAGGGCGGUUAUCCUCAAUAGAGGCUGAUAAAAAGCGAGCAGAUUCAUUAGAAAGGCUUGAAUUUGAGUGUAGAAGGAUUCAGAAAAAGAUGGUGUUCCGCUGUAAUCCUUUAAAAUUUAAUGCUUUGAGAAAGGAAUGUGGAGAGUUCCUUAAACCUGCUAGGAUGGUUGUGGGUUUGGUGGAUAACAUUGAAGGUAUGGAUUUACAACAAGUUCUUGAACAAGCAUCCAAUUGGCAGGCAACAGCAACCUCUUUUAUUGACCGAUUAUCAGAUGAAUACAAGGAGUACAUUGAUUUAGCUCAGCCAUUUCAAGUUGCAGUAUAUGAAAUGAAAUUGGGCCUGUCGCUGGUCCUAUCAUUUGCCUUGCUCAAGAAGGUUCUGAAUAGAAUCAAAGAGGAUAACAUGGAUAGAGUCAUGGAAUCAAUUUAUUCAUUUAUGAGAUUUCCUCGUGUACGUGCAUUCGUACCAAGUUCUUCUCAUAGCAUAGGCAGUCCUGCUACCUUUUGGGACCGUGAAAUGGGUUUUCUGGAAAAGCUGAUUAUGCUUUCUAGUGAAGUCACUACUGAAAAAAUGGGGUCUAUCUUGCAACUCAAAACUGGUCUUUAUCAGAAUAUUGUUGUCCGUGUUGCACAUUUUGUAGCUGAUGCACGGAGGAUUGAUGAUGCUUCUUUCAAGAUAUUGGAUAAGAUGUUCCAUGAAUUUGCCAACAUGUGGAUGAAUAUGAAAGUUCAAGUAAAAUGCAAAGAAGGCGAUGAUGCUCAACAAUACAAGUUCAGGCCUCGUGCCUUAGAGAUCAAAAGCAUUGUUGAUGUUGAUUUUUCUACUCUUGACCAAUUCUUUCCAAAUGAUAGCUUUUCAGAAUGGCAGGAGUUUCUCUCUGAAGAGGAAUCUUUAGAAAAGUUGGAAGCUAGCAAGCAUGAGAGUGUCCAGGAUGAAUGGAACCUUAUGCAGGAAACCAUCAUGAAGAAUAUGAUCUGCAUACACAACCAAUUAUUUGGGUCCACCAAUCUUGUUCUAUAUGCUGGAACUUGCCAUGUUGUUGAGGCUGAUAGGUUGCAUUCAUUCACCAACUCUUACACAUUAGGGGUGGGGAUGAUUGAAGGGUUAGGAGGUCUGCUAACCUCCAGUUUGGAUGGAAAACUCAUACCAGAGCAUUUACUUCGCCUUUGUUUAGAGCAUGGUUCGAAACUUGUCUCUUCUCAAAAAUCAUCGGCCAAUUACAAUUUUUACAAGGAUUCAAAUGCACCCAUGAUGGCUAAAAUGGUGAAGUUAGUUGCUAAUCUUCAACAGCAAAUACAUAGCUUUUUGAGUGAGUGGGAAGAUCACCCAGGUCUCCAAAAAAUCACGGAUACCAUUCAAAUGCUGUUGGCUAUUCCAGUGGAGACCCCUCUUGCCAAGGCUCUUUUGGGAUUGCAAUUCUUACUUAACAGGGCCAGAGCAUUACAGGAAAAUGAAUCAAAAUUCCCUCUCUCUGAUCAAUUGGAACCUAUUUCUGCUCUGGUAUGCUCAUGGCAAAAGAUGGAAUUCGACUCAUGGCCCGCUUUGCUUCAUGAAGUGCAGGAGCAAUAUGACAUUAAUGCUGGCAAGUUGUGGUUUCCUCUAUUUUCAGUUUUGCAUCACAGUCAUUUUGCUGAUAUUGCUGGAUAUGAGCAAUCUACUAUAGAAAGUUUAGAGGAGUUCAUUCGAACUUCCAGCAUCGGUGAAUUUAGAGCGCGCCUUCAACUUCUUUUUUCUCUCCACGGUCAAAUCACUGCUGGCAGAUGCCUAGAAGUGCAAAAUUAUUCAAGUAUGCGGCAGGAAAAAAAUCUACAGAUUCUGUAUAAUGUUUUCGGAUACUACAUUCAGUUCUUGCCAAGAAUAUUGGAGGACAUUGAAGCUAACAGAAAAGGUAUUGAGAUGGAACUGAAGGACAUUUUGAAGCUAUUCCAUUGGGAACGAACAGAGAUUUGCUUGUCUGUUGAAAACUCAAAAAGGACCCGACAGAAGCUUAGAAAGCUAAUACUAAAGUACACAGAUUUGCUGCAACAACCUGUAAUGCUUAUUCUUGACCGAGAAGCACAGCAGAAAGGACCAAAAAUUCAUUCUCUACAAUUUCCAAAGGCCUUGAAGGAUAACAAGAACACUAUUUCAGAUCUGACACAGUUCUGUGAAAAAGACAGGUCUAUAUGGUUAGCUGAUUGGAGGAAAAAAGUAACUGAUACUUUGCAGGACAUGCACUUCAAAAACACUCUGGGAUUAAGUUUUCUUGAUAAUAAAGAUGUCACAAGUAUCACCAGGCAAUGCCUCGCUUCCCAUUCUUCUCACCUAUCACGUGAUGAACAGUGGAAUGUUUUGUGUUGGACAGUGGAAAAGAUAUUCAAAACUGCUAUGGAUUGUGAUGAUCUCUGGAAUGACACAGGAAAAGGUGUAGGGAAGAAAAGGGCUUUAUCUGAACUUCUAAAAUUAUUAGAUACUAGUGGGUUGCAUAAACACAAGUUUGAAAUUAUGAAGAUAUCCAACAGCUCCAACUGGUUGUUCAUUCAACCAUCAUACAAUGCACAGCAUUUGUUGCUGACACCAAGUAGACUAUCUGGUGAAGCUUUUGAUGUUUCUACUUCCAGUGAAUUGCAAUGUUUGCCCGAUGACUAUGUGGAUACUAUGUGGAAAUCAGCCAAUGAGUUUUACUUCAAAAGUGUGGCAUCUGUGCAGUUUAUGCAAAGGAUAUGCCUGAAACCCCAUGGUGAUAUUACUUAUGAUCAGGCUAGUAGGGCAGUCUCUUUUCUUAACCAUCUCAUUAUUAUACAACAAUCACAACGUGCAGCUGCCUAUGGUUUUUCUAAGCAAUUGAAGUGCUUGCGGGAAUGUACAUAUGCUUUUGAAAACUCGUACGUAAAGUGCACUGACAUUGAUGAAAGAACUAGCAGUGAGUACUCUAUUGUACAAAAUCAGCAUGCCUUCUUUCAGUGCAUGUGGAAACAAAAGCAACUUUUUGAUGGUCUAACUACUCUGUUGGCUGAGGAAUCACUGUUGCUGAGAACAGUGGAAAGCACCCAUUUGAAGUCUUGUCGAAGUGUCAGACCUGCUGCAAAUCAUGUGCUUCAAUUCAUUGAAAAAUUUAUCCCAGUUACACAGAAAUCCAAGGAGUCAUUGGAUAACUAUCUUCUUGGUCCACUAGGAGGCCUGCAAAGUCUUCUCCAGGAAUCAUUGGAUAAAUCUCUACUUGGCCGUGUUGUUACUAUAUCUGCUGGACCUUCACGUCCUUACAUUAUUUCAAAACAAAUGGAACAGUUGGUGUAUAAAAACUUCCAAGUCAUUAAGGAGUUUGAGGAGCAUUUCUUUGAUUUCCGUAAGCAAGACUGGAAUAGAAGCUUCAUCAUAGAGACACUGCUUGGUCAUUUUGAUGACGUAUUUAAAGAGGGGAAGAUGUUGGCUGACCAGUUUGAGGCUGCUCUGAAGCAAAGGAGCCAGUCAAGAGAUUCAAGUGAAGAGGUUGACUACAACAGUGGAAAUAACUAUCAGCUUGAAGCUGAUUUUGACAGUGCCCUCAAGAAAGCGCACAACCUUGUUAUGGAGGCUUUGGAAAAACAAAUUUCUCCAGGUGAUGGAGGCGCUCUCUCUGAAGAAUCAUUGGAGAAUAUUUCUUCAUGGGAAUAUUUAUUUAAAUCAUCUGUUCAAAGCUUGAAUGUGGAAGAAUUAUGUGAUAUUCUUCUCAAUAUAAUAACUUGUGCGAAAAAAAUGGUGGAUCAUUCUGGCAGUGAAACUUCCCAUAUUUCUUUUCACAUUGGAAGGUGUUUUCAGCAUCUUCAUUUACUUUUGGAGCUAAUAUUGGGUUUCUGUGAUGGAUUACUUCAAGAUCUUUUAGCGAUGCAUAAAACAGUAUCUAUAAUGAGCCGUGAGCUGGCAAAUGUUUUGGCUUCAUUGUUCUCCAAAGGUUUCGGCAUUCCUGUCAAAGACGAGGUAGAUGAAGCUAGUCAUGAUACAUCUCAAACUGCAAGUGGAACUGGCAUGGGGGAAGGUUCUGGACUUAAUGAUGUCAGUGAUCAGAUAACUGAUGAAGAUCAACUUCUUGGAACUUCUGAAAAGGCAUGUGAUGAACAAGAUGCCUCAGGUGAAGUUCCAAAUAAGAAUGAGAAAGGUAUUGAGAUGGAGGAUCUUACGGCUGAUACAUUUAGUGUGAGUGAUGACUCUGGAGAGGAUAAUGAGGAAGACGGCGAGGAUGAGCAACUGGAUUCUGCAAUGGGGGAAGCUGGAUUAGACAGUGAAGUUGUUGAUGAGAAACUUCAGAAUAAGGAUGAAGAUGAUAACCCUAAUAACACAAAUGAAAGAUACGAAUCUGGGCCGUCAGUUAGGGACAAUGAUACAAGUAGCCGGGAGCUUAGGGCCAAGGAGGAUUCUGCUGCUAUUGCUGAUGAUGAACCUGGAGAACCUGAUAAACAAAAUAAUGAAAUUGGAAACCAGGAUGAUCUUGAUGAUGGAGAAGAGAACACAGAUGACAUGAAUAUGGAUAAGGAAGCAGCAUUUACUGAUCCAACUGGAUUAAAGCUUGAUGAAUCAAAUCAAGGUGCUGAAGAGGAUAUGGAGAUGGAUGAGGACAUGAAUGAAGAAGGUGACUUGGAUUCAAAAGAAGAAAUAAGUCCAGAAGAGGGUGAUGAGUCUGCUGAGCAUGGAAACUAUGAGGAAGACAACACAAUUUCUGCUGAUGAAACUAUGGAAGAACCAGAUAGCGAACCAGUUGAUGGAACUUCUGUAAAAGAUGAACCAGGGAGGGAUAGAGAAGAGAGAUCUGAGACCAAUGCAAUGGAACCAAGAAAAGAUGAAUUUGAACUUGGAAUUUCUGAUCUAAUUAGUGAUCAUGUGCAUGGUGCAGAAUCUGCAACACAGCCGAAUGGUCCUUCCCAGGCAUCUGAUUCAAAAAAUGCGACAGCAGAAGCAAACAUGUCUAACAUAAGUGAAGCUCACAAUGACCUUGCUCUGAGAAGCUUUCCUUCUGGAAAUACUUCUCAGAAUGAUCUGAUGGUCUCAGAUUCAUCAAACAGUGGAGGAUUUACUAAUGAUAAAAAACAAGCUCAGUUCCCUGAGAGGGAAUCAUCAUCUGAUCAGAGAGCCCAACCAAAUCCUUACAGAAAUGUUGGGGAUGCGCUUGAGGAGUGGAAAGAAAGAGUCAAAGUGUCUGUUGAUCUGCCAGGAGACACCACUGAGGCGUCAGGUGAGAUAGAGGACAAGAAUGCUGAUGACUAUGCCUUCGUCUCUGAGUUUGAAAAGGGAACAGAUCAAGCAUUGGGACCUGCCACCUCUGAGCAGGUUGAGUCCAAUGUCAAUGUAAAUAGGAGUGAUGAAGAUAGUCUCGCUGCUCAAAGGGAUGAAGUCACCAAGAUGGAGAUUGAGGAGAGAGAUGCUAAAGAAUGGCAUCUGAAUAACUCUGCCUCAAUCCUAAAAAAUAAGAUGGAAGAGCAGUUGCAGAUCUCAGAUUUUAAGUCGGAAAAGGAGGGAUCCCCUGAAGUUCAGGAUCAUGAUGGUGGUGAUCCACAAAAUCUGCCUGAGAGUGCGAUCUCUGUCAGGAAGUCUUAUUUGAGUGAGGACGUAUAUCAACCCGAUAAUCUUCGUGUAGAUGACGACGACUUGGGGAAAGCCCAGGGUCCUGAAGAAGUUCCUCUUGAUGUCAAAAGUAGUGCUUCUGCUCUUUGGAGCAGAUACGAGUUGCGCACAACAAGGUUGUCCCAAGAAUUGGCUGAACAGUUACGUCUUGUUUUGGAACCUACUGUAGCCAGUAAGCUUCAAGGGGAUUAUAAGACUGGCAAACGAAUUAACAUGAAGAAGGUAAUUCCUUACAUAGCAAGUCACUACCGAAAAGAUAAAAUAUGGCUGAGGCGAACUCGGCCUAACAAACGUGAUUACCAAGUCGUCAUUGCUGUGGAUGAUUCUCGCAGUAUGUCUGAGAGUUGCUGUGGGGACGUCGCAAUUGAAGCUUUAGUGACCGUAUGUCGUGCCAUGUCUCAACUGGAAAUGGGUAACAUGGCUGUUGCAAGUUUUGGAAAGAAGGGAAAUAUAAGAUCCCUGCAUGAUUUUGAUCAGCCUUUCACGGGGGAGGCUGGGAAAAAGAUCAUCUCCAGUUUGACAUUCAAGCAAGAGAAUACCAUUGCAGAUGAACCUGUUGUAGAUCUUUUAAAGUAUCUAAACAACAUGCUGGAUGCUGCAGUUGCAAAAGCACGACUUCCUUCUGGGCAGAACCCGCUGCAACAGCUUGUCUUGAUUAUUGCAGAUGGUCGGUUCCAUGAAAAGGAGAAAUUGAAGCGUUGUGUUAGGGACUUUUUAAGUCGGAAGCGAAUGGUGGCAUUUCUGGUGCUGGACAGCCCGCAGGAGUCAAUCAUGGACCAGAUGGAAGCAUCAUUUGUGGGUGAAGGUGAAAAAAGAGUGCUCAAAUUUACAAAAUACCUUGAUUCCUUUCCCUUCCCAUAUUAUAUUGUACUGAAGAACAUCGAAGCUCUUCCAAGGACUCUUGCCGAUUUAUUAAGACAGUGGUUUGAGCUCAUGCAGUAUUCAAGGGAGUGAGUCUUUUCCCUCUGAUAGGCUUUGUAUAGCUAUAUAUAUAUAGUUCCGGCGAGAGAAAUAUUUCGAGGAAGAUAUAGAUAUAGUAGCAUCUUUAAAGUUCUUAAGCUAUAAUGUUGAAUAUCACCAUCAUAUAUCAUCAUCAAUGGAAAAAUCAAGUUCUUUUUUGCCA